Oikopleura dioica is the source of this 1656-nucleotide messenger RNA. Lineage: Eukaryota; Metazoa; Chordata; Appendicularia; Copelata; Oikopleuridae. The record is from the annotation of a GenBank genome assembly.
AUGUCGGAAAAGGACAAAAUGUCGAGAAUGGAGGCUCUCCUCAACAGGAGGCUUUCGGCAAUCGAGUCCAAACUGGACGAUCUACAGUCCACGUCAGAUAGCCGCACCGCCCGACUUUCUGACAAAGUAUCAAGUCUUCAAGCGACAGUCGAUUACAUGACUACUCUCAUUGAACAGCUCAGCGAGAAGCCCCAGUUUCGGCAGAAUGACGAGAAAUUCGAGCCCGUUCAGAUCGAAGCUUUUGAAGAUCAGCUGCUUCCUGCCAAAGACGAUGAGAUCGCACACGAUAUGAUCGAAGAGAAUGCUUCAUUGAUUGAUCCUAACCCCGAAACACGUUCGAUGGAUAGCACCAACUCAUUCGCUAUUAUACCGACUGGUAUGGCCACCAACGAAGCUUUGAAACGAGGAAGUCGAACGAUCUCAGAGACUUCGUCUUUUGCUGAGAUCGAGGACGACAUUUCAGAAAGUGGUACAUUGAUUGAAGAUGCGGACGAAGUAGUAGAGAAAGAGGAACGCCACGCAAACGCAAGUAAUGAUGAUCAAGUUGAGCGAAACAAAGAUGUUUCUCCUCAGAAUAACGAGCCACGUGAGAACGACGAAUUGCAGGUCAAAGAAAACGGCGAAGACUGCCUCUCAAUUGAAUAUGCAAAACAGCGGGAGUCAAUCAAGAAAAUUCAAGAUCGAAUAUUCGAGGAAUCGAAGAGCUCAUUAUCAUCUACGUCGUCGCCAACUGUGUCGCGACAGGUGUCGGAAUCAAGCUCAACUGCGUCGAGAUGGUCUGAGUCAACGCGUGAACAGCACAAUGCCAUGGUCGAGAAACAGCUUCGGGAAUUGAGAGGGGAGCUAUCAGACGCGAGUAUCAUAGCGCAUAGCGUCGGAGAUGGCUUCACCCCCAUGAAUUCAACGAACUCCGUUCCUUCGACUCGAUCUAGUCUGACUGACUCGAUCAACUUAGACGUUAGAGUUGAUCCAUUUCUCACGAACGAUAACAUCAUCCCCGCUCCCCCGCGUACCUCACCGUCAGCUUCUCUGAACGCUCGACAACAGGAAGAAUCGAGAACACAAGAUCUUGCCUCCAGAAUGGCGAGUGCUGCGCCCUUCGAGCCUCGAUUUCAGAUUCCACUAUCCGCGAUGGAGACAGACCCCAAUCGCAAUCAGAUGGCGCUGUCACGGGCAUUCGAACAAAAUCACAGCUUCGCUACUGUAGUCAAUCAGGCGGCAGAUAGCACUUCUCAUCCACGUCUUUCCAACGCAGAAGCCGCUGCUGCUGUUAGUGCGCUGAAGCGAGAGUUUGGAGAGGAGCAUGAGCCACUUAUCGUCGCCGCGAUGAAGAAGUUUAGCGGAAACGCCAACCAAUGCAAAGACUUCCUAAACAGCCGCCAGUUGACUACCCAAUUUCUGAUUGCUAAGUUUCGACUUGAAGACUUGGACUGCCAAGUGGACUUGGAAACGCUCGCCCAACUGACGGUCACCUACGACAACAUUUCUCAAGUGGUCAACGACUACAUCGAAUUCGAAUUUCAACAGCAAGCAAUGGCUCCGGAAGCACCUCGACGACGAGGUGCCGAACAUGAUCACCAUCUUUUUGGAGUGGACCGACUCAUUCAAUUCGUCUCACAGAAAGCUAACGAGAUCUCUUCUAUCAUCUCCCACUGA